AUGCUUGGAAUUCUGAUUUGCAUCCUGGCGCUGCAUCAAGUGCACACUGCCUGUGUUCUGGUGAGCAUUUGCCCAUCAAACACAUCGGUUCAGGCUGAGAUCGUGGACCAGCACAAUGCCUUCAGGAGAGCAGUUCAGCCUACAGCCUCCAACAUGCUGAAAAUGAACUAUAGCGCGGAGGUCGCUGUCAGUGCCCAGGCCUGGGUCGACAAGUGUACUCUGGCUCAUGGACCACCCAGCACUCGCAAGCUCAAUGGAUAUCAAUUAGGUGAGAAUCUGUUCUAUUCAUCUGCUCUGACCUCAUGGACGGAUGUUAUCAAUGCCUGGCACAGUGAGGUGUCACGCUACAGUUAUCCCACUGGAUCUACCAACGGACAAAGUGUCGGUCACUAUACACAGGUGAUAUGGAACAGCUCAUACAAGGUCGGCUGUGGAGCAACACUUUGCUCUAAUGGCAUCUAUUACUACGCCUGCCAUUAUUACCGAGCAGGAAACUUCGAACCUUAUGAACCUUACAAACAAGGACCCUCUUGUGGCUCCUGUCCCAACAACUGUGAGGACAAACUCUGCACCAACCCGUGUCCUUACGUGAACAAGUACAUCAACUGUCCAACCUUGAAAACCACAACUGGAUGCAGCAAUAAGUAUGUGUCUGCCUGGUGUCCUGCUUCCUGCAAAUGUGCCACUGAAAUCAUUCCCAUAGCCUAAAGACAAACCAUCCAGUGUUUAAAUUCUUCUUUGACCUUCUGCUAUUCACAUAGGUACCUCUUUGUCAUUUCUGAAAUAAGCUAACUGUCCUCUGUCUUCUGUAAGCUAUUAACAAGACACUCAUGACACACGCAAAGAGCAUGAGAAAAAACCAAAAAAAAAGUAACAAAAAAAAGCAUCUGAUUCAUGCCCUCAAGUUAAAGGGAUGCUUUGGGAUUGUAAACUAUGUAUCUUCAAUAAAAACACUUUUGGGGAGUUUCAUCAAA
This is a messenger RNA of Acanthochromis polyacanthus (spiny chromis), 974 nucleotides long. RefSeq names its product cysteine-rich venom protein latisemin. Gene Ontology annotation, cellular component: extracellular region. The transcript has 7 exons. Lineage: Eukaryota; Metazoa; Chordata; Actinopteri; Pomacentridae. The coding region runs from base 1 to 708 and encodes 235 amino acids. The record is from RefSeq and is a predicted model, not a curated record.